UAUAACCCACUCUAGAAACCUCUAUUCCUCAAAUACGUGUGAAACCAAUAAAACCCUGAACCUCAGUUUAUCCCCAAUAAUCAAUGGCAGCUGCAGCACCGCCACCACCACCAACUCCCGCUCCUGAACCAGCCAUGGGUCCGCCGGAAGAUUCUCCAGUGGGUCACCCAAUGUUCGCUCGAAUCCGGUUGGCCACCCCGUCGGAUGUUCCCCACAUCCACAAGAUGAUCCAUCAGAUGGCCGUGUUUGAGCGUCUUACCCAUCUCUGUUCUGCUACCGAGAAUUCUCUCUCCUCUACACUCUUCUCUCCCACCACCAAACCCUUCCACUCAUUCACGAUAUUUCUGCUGGAAGUCUCCCCCAAUCCCUUCACCGACUCCGUCAUAACUGAUCCUUCCUUCACGCCUGUUGUUAAGGUCGUACACUUGGACCUCCCAAUUGACGACCCCGAAAAGGAGACUUUCACAACAAACGCUGUCAAUGACGUUUCGGUCGCCGGAUUUGUUCUAUUCUUCCCCAACUAUUCUACUUUCUUGGCAAAACCUGGGUUUUAUAUUGAGGACCUAUUCGUCAGGGAUUGUUUUAGGAGGAAAGGGUUUGGAAAAAUGUUGCUUUCAACCGUCGCAAAACAGGCGGUAAAGAUGGGCUAUGGGAGGGUGGAAUGGGUUGUGCUAGAUUGGAAUGUUAAUGCCAUCAAAUUUUAUGAGGAAAUGGGUGCCAAGAUCUUGCACGAGUGGAGGGUUUGCAGGUUAACUGGUGAUGCCCUUGAGGCUUAUGGUAUUGCUGAUUAAUAAUAUUUGUAUUUCUUCGACACUUUUCUUUCUCUUUUCGCAAUUUCUUAUGACUUAUGUUUGCUUGAUUCUGAACCUAGUAAGAAGUCUAAUGCUGUUUCAAGUGUUUUUUAUAUGUGCAAUGGUACUUCUCACUUUAUCCA
Messenger RNA from Arachis duranensis, 934 nucleotides. Its product is annotated as probable acetyltransferase NATA1-like. The record is from RefSeq and is a predicted model, not a curated record. The coding region runs from base 84 to 791 and encodes 235 amino acids. The transcript has a single exon. Gene Ontology annotation, molecular function: N-acetyltransferase activity. Lineage: Eukaryota; Viridiplantae; Streptophyta; Magnoliopsida; Fabales; Fabaceae.